This is a messenger RNA of Rhinichthys klamathensis goyatoka, 5126 nucleotides long. It is a transcript of the gene f8, whose product is annotated as coagulation factor VIII, procoagulant component. Bases 83 to 5125 code for a protein of 1680 amino acids. Gene Ontology annotation, molecular function: copper ion binding; oxidoreductase activity. Lineage: Eukaryota; Metazoa; Chordata; Actinopteri; Cypriniformes; Leuciscidae. The record is from RefSeq and is a predicted model, not a curated record. The transcript has 25 exons.
UAGCUCCUCCCUCAACACUUCUCAGUUAUAUGUGUCCUGACAGCAUCACAUUCAGUCAGUGUGUCUAACUUGAGCUCCAGUGAUGAAGGCUGUGCCGUUCCUCCUCUUCCUCGCGGUGUGUCUGAAGUCUUCCAGUGUCCUGGCGAAGACUCUGGAGUUCUUCAUCGCAGCAGUGGAAACCAAGUGGGAAUAUGUGUUUACAGACACAACCGAUCCUGCUGCAAACCAGAGGAAAUUUGCAUCCGGUGUGCAGAAAUACAUCAAGGCUGUAUAUACGGAAUACACCGACUCCACUUUUACAACACCAAAGUCAAAACCUCCAUGGGCUGGUAUUCAAGGGCCGACCAUCAGAACAGUGGUGAACGACAGGGUCGUGGUGCACUUCAAAAACUUCGCCUCACAGUCUUUCAGUAUUUCUCCCAUCGGCAUUCCUUACUGGAAACAAUCGGAAGGCGCGGGGUACGAGGACUCCAGUUCUGUCCAGGAGCGAGCGGAUGAUGCAGUGCCUCCUGGCGGAUACUAUAAGUACGUGUGGGACAUUUCCCCCAACUCCGGACCGACCACAUCAGACCCGGAGUGCCUCACCUACAUUUACUCAUCACAGGUGGACAUCGUGCGAGACUUCAACAGCGGACUCGUCGGGACUCUGCUGAUCUGUAACACAGAGGCUCUGACGGAGGAGAGACAGCGGAAGGCAAAAGAGUUUAUUUUGUUUCUUGCCGUCUUCGAUGAGAGUAAGAGCUGGUACCAGGAGGUGGGCAGAGCAGACAAACUGAAGAAAACAUCCAGUCCAAACCAGUACCACACCAUUAAUGGAUACAUCAACUCGACAUUACCAGGUCUAAGCGUGUGCCAGAAGAGCCCGCCGGUGUCCUGGCAUCUCAUCGGUCUCGGCUCCACCCCAGAGAUCCACAGCAUCCAGUUUGAAGGACACACCCUAAAGGUGUUCGACCACAAGCGAGUAACCGUGGAGAUGACCCCCAUGACCUUCACUACGGCCCUGAUGAAGCCGUCCGCUAUCGGGAGGUUUCUGAUCUCUUGCCAGAUCCACUCUCAUCAGACAGCUGGAAUGAAUGCAUUCUUCACUGUUGAGAACUGCCCUGAACCGUUGACAAUCCCAAUCCCAGACAAACGAAAUGUCAUACAUUCGGAUGACCAGGAGGAGGAUGAAGACAACAUGUUCUCCAUAGUGUUCAAGCAAGGAGGCCCUGUAUCCGUGCUUCGCUCGAGCGCCAAGGGAAGACCUAAAGUGUGGGUCCAUUACAUCGGUGCGGAGGAGAUAGACUGGGACUAUUCCUCUCAAAGCGGCGACCGGCCUUCAAAAUCAUCAUCAGCAGCAUCUGAGUGGUUCAGGAAAGAUCCUCAGCGCUUGGGUGCGGUUUAUAAGAAGGUGGCUUUCAUUGAGUACACAGACAAGACCUUCACUGUGAAGAAAAACACCGGCAAAAUGCUGAUGGGUCCAGAGCUCAGAGGGGAAGUGGGAGAUAAGUUUCAGAUUGUUUUUAAAAAUAAGGCCAGUCGACCAUUCAACAUUUAUCCAAAUGGCCUGACCAGUGUUCAGCCUUUGAAGACAACAAACAAAGAUAACCAGGUGGAUCUUCGUUCUUUGGCCGUUCCACCAGGUGAGAUAAUGACGUACCUCUGGAAGCUGACAGCCGAAGACGGACCCACAGAUGCCGACCCACGAUGCCUCACACGCUUAUACCAGAGUAUGGUGGAUCCCUUUCGGGACGUGGCGUCUGGGUUGGUGGGACCCCUUAUCAUUUGCAAAUCCCUGUCUCUGGACAAAAGAGGCAGAGUGGUAACUUCAGAUAAAGAGAAGAAGCUCCUGUUUACGGUGUUUGAUGAAAACAGAAGCUGGUACUUUGAGGAAAACAUUCAAAGGAAUAUUGAAGAUCCGACUAGGAUUAAUCGCAAUCAUCCGGAUUUCUACGAUUCGAAUGUCAUGCACACGGUUAACGGUUUCAUGUUCAACCACCUACAAUUCAAGAUGUGUGUUGGCGAUGUGAUUCUCUGGCAUGUGGCGAGCGUUGGCAUGCAAAGCGACUUUCUGUCAGUUUACUUCACAGGAAAUACGUUCGAGAAGGAUAAAACAUACGGCACUGUCCUCACACUCUUCCCAAUGAAUGGAGACACAGUGACCACUGAAGCGGAGAUGCUAGGCGAAUGGGAGGUCAGCGCAUUUGACCCCUCUCUGAAAAAGCGAGGCAUGAGCGUUCGCUACACGGUUGUUAGCUGUGAAAGAGUGCUUCCUUUGGUGGACAACGAAGACUACGAUGAUGACUUCAUUGAAUUCAUUGAGCAGAACUUCCCGAUUCCACGGGGAACAAUGGAAAAGAACCGCACUAUCGCUAUUCGUGUUUGCCGAAACAGAACUGUGACGGAGUCUGCGACUGGACGAGUAAACAUGAGCCGAGCUUCAGACAAUGAGAGACAAAACAGAACCCGUGUAUGUGAGAUAAGAUAUGUUCCGGUAAAGCGGGAAAAAGAUCUGGAAGCGUUAUCGCAGGGUGGGAUUCCACAGGAUAUUUUGGAUCAACUGGAAGAGGACAUGGGUGGAAAUUCUUUGGGACGUCAGAAAAGGUCCCACCACAAAUCUUACAGAAGUAGACCAAACGAGAUUGAUCCCACAGUCAUAUUGAGUUCCUCAGAAAACAGGGAAUUAACAGGAGAACAUCAAAAUGUGAACGUUGCAAACAUUCAGUCGGAUCACAACAAAACACAUCCAAGCGGUCAAACAACAAAUGACCUGUUUAGAAAAUUCCUUCUUAAAGAUGGAAACUUGUCGACUAACCUCAGUCAACUUCUGAACGACUCAAAGGAGAAAGUGAGGAAUCGACGGGAGCUGUGGAGCGUCAGCAAAGACAAAAAAGUGGAUGUGAAAGUUCACAGCAACAAUGAGGUUCUGGAAGAAUCUGGAAGUUCUGGUCUAAAGAAGGACAAGAUGGAGGAAAGUUUGAAUCCAUUUAACUAUAAUUACAAAGAUUUAAAGACGUUCAAACCAGAUUUGGAACCGGUUUUGGGACCAAUGUCUAAUUCAUCAGAUAAUCAGACAUAUGGCCGGAAAUCAUUGGCAAGUGACUAUGAUGAUUAUAGCGAUGAGGGAAGCGUUGACGUUCAUCACGUUGAAGAUAAUGUCGGCAUUAGGUCGACAGAGUCGAGGUUUCGUAGUUACUACAUCGCGGCAGAGGAAAUCUUCUGGGAUUAUGGGAUUAAUAAACCAGCUCAGCUCAUCAAACCAAGGGAGAUGCGAAGGGGAAUGAGAAAAUAUUUCCCAGCCUAUAGAAAGGUGGUUUUCAGAGCCUAUCAGGACAGAGAUUUCAAACAUCCAAUCAAACGAGGAGAACUGGACGAGCACCUCGGCAUUAUGGGUCCAGUGUUGAAGAUGGAAAUCAAUGAUGUUCUUACUGUGGUUUUCAAGAACCUGGCAUCCAGGCCGUACUCUUUCCACUUGCAUGGGGUGUACGAUAAGACGCAGGGGAGUUUCGGCCCUGGAUCGGGCCCAGAAGCCUCCAAGGCCGAGGAAGUGCCAGGUGAUCCCGUUCCUGCGGGCGAGGAGAGGGUGUACAACUGGAGAAUCUCCAAACGACAAGGUCCCACAGAGUCAGAGUUUGACUGCAAGGCUGGGGCCUACUACUCCAACGUCAACAUGGAGAAGGACAUAAACUCUGGUCUAAUCGGUCCGAUGCUGAUAUGUCGUCCUGGUACCCUCCGUUCACGCGCAAAGCUUCGACCUGACGUGACAGACUUCUUCCUUCUCUUCACCACCUUUGAUGAACGAAAGAGCUGGUACCUCGACUACAACAUCGGGAAGUUUUGCACCCCACCCUGCCAGGCCAAAGUAGACGAUCCGUGGUUCGAGAUGAGCAACAGGUUUGCAGCUAUUAACGGCUACGUGUCAGAAACGCUUCCUGGCCUGAUAGUUGAACAGUACCAGACGACUCGCUGGCAUCUUCUCAACGUUGGGAGUCAAGGCGAGUUUCACGCUGUACACUUCCACGGACUGCCAUUCAGAGUCGGAAAAGAUCAGGAUCACCGCAUGGGAAUUUUCAAUCUCUAUCCCGGUGUUUUUGGGACGGUGGAGAUGAGGCCAGCUAUCGUAGGCACCUGGUUAAUAGAGUGCACUAUAGGGGAACAUCAGCUGGCCGGCAUGAGAGCCAAGAUGCUGGUCUACAACCCGCGAUGCAUUCAGCCAUUAGGAAUACACCUAGGGUGGAUUAACAACAACCAAAUAACAGCCUCGGAUCACUAUGGUGUUUGGAAGCCCGAUUUAGCCAGACUUGAGUUAUCUGGAUCGGUUAAUGCCUGGAUGGGCAGAGGCACAGACUCCUGGCUCCAGGUGGAUUUGUUAAAGCCCAUGCUCCUCCAUGGUAUUCAAACUCAGGGUGCAAAGAUGGGUUUUAGCGAGUAUUUCACCAUUAUGUACACCAUCAGUUACAGCACUGACCAGGAGAACUGGACCAUCUACAGAGGAAACAGCAGCAAGUCAUCUUACACCUUCAUUGGAAACAUGGACGGUUCCAGAAUAAAAGAGAACUUAUUUUCUCCACCCAUCGUGGGUCGCUACAUCAGGAUUCAGCCACUGACCUUCCAGAAGCUUCCCACGUUGAGGAUAGAACUACUGGGAUGUGACCUCAAUAGCUGUUGUAUGCCGUUGGGAAUGGAGCGCACGAUUCCUAGCUCUAGCAUCAGCGCCUCCUCGUUCUUAAACAAGUGGUUACUGUCCUGGAGUCCCGACCUCGCUCGACUCCACCAGGAGGGACGAGCAAAUGCAUGGAGACCCAAGACGAAUAGCCCUCACGAGUGGUUACAGGUGGACUUUCUCUCUAUGAAGAGAGUGACUGGGUUGAUCACACAGGGGGCUCGAUCUGUCCUGAAACUGAUGAUGGUCACUGAGUUCACCGUCUCCAUUAGCAAUGACGGUCACAGCUGGACCAGUGUGAAGGAGCAGGGCACAGACCGUGAAAAGAUCUAUGAAGGGAACAGUGAGCACGACGAGGAGGCACUGAACAUGUUUGAUCCACCUCUGUUCACACGAUUCAUACGGAUUCACCCGAAAGGCUGGUUCAAUGAUAUUGCUCUACGGGUAGAGUUUUUGGGCUGUGAUACUCAACAAACACUUUGAG